Messenger RNA from Trachemys scripta elegans, 2688 nucleotides. RefSeq names its product spermatogenesis associated 17 (gene SPATA17). Gene Ontology annotation, cellular component: spindle pole. Lineage: Eukaryota; Metazoa; Chordata; Testudines; Emydidae. The transcript has 10 exons. The record is from RefSeq and is a predicted model, not a curated record. Gene Ontology annotation, biological process: establishment of meiotic spindle localization; mitotic cell cycle; spindle organization. Bases 293 to 1210 code for a protein of 305 amino acids. Gene Ontology annotation, molecular function: protein binding.
CUUCGCAGAGACUCGGGGAGGCGGCCGAAGCCGGGCGAGCGAGAAGGGGUGUCGGGAUCGCUCUUUGCCCGCGCCUCACUCCCCCAUGCUAGGAGCCCGGAAGCGGCUACAGCACCGGCAGGAAGUAGGGCCCAACCAUCCCUCCUGCCUUCCCCGCCCGCGGUCCGCUGCCGGGAGGGAGCUCGGAUGAGCUGUAGAUGAAUACAGAAAAGCAGAGCACAAUGCUGCUGUACAAAUCCAGAGCUGGUUUCGAGGCUGCAGGGUCCGAGCAUACAUCAGGUAUCUGAACAAAAUGAUGAUUAAUAUCCAGAAAUGGUGGAGAGGCUAUCAAGGAAGAAAACACUUCAGAAAAAUGGUGGAGACAGCAUAUUUUAUUAUGAAGAUGAAUUUCUACAAUGAAAUGGCUGUCAGGAUUCAGAAAAGAUGGCGAGGCUAUUAUAUCCGAAAAUAUAUCCAUAAUUACUAUGCACUGAAGAAAUAUCUGGAAGCUAUUUCUGUGAAUAAUGAGAUUGUCAGGAAAGAACUAGAGGAGUUUGCAGAGAUGAAGGAGAAAGAAAAGGAGAAAAAAGACCUAGAAAGGAAAGAAAAGAAAAAGGAUCACCAAGCCCGAAAGAUGCAUUACCUCCUCAGCACAGAGCAGAUGGCAGGUGUGUACAACUCACCAUUCAGACAAUCACCCGAUCCAAUGGAAGUACGGUUACGGAAGGCAAGACCUUUUAGCCACAGACAGCAACAAAUAAAGAAGCAUCUUACUGAUGAGAUUUCUGACUGGCCAACUUGUACAAGUGCCCUAACUUUCCCUACAAUGAAGCCUCUUCCACCCAUUGGCAGACAGAAACCUCAGGGGCCCUUCCGUGAUACUGCUGAAGUAAUGCAGCAACGCUACAAGCCUUUGGAACCAACCUUGCGGGUGGCAACAUCAAUCAAUUCACUAGAAAAGGCCAGAGAGGAAAUCAAGAGAGAGGAAUGGAGAAACCGCAUAAAUGACAAUAAAUUUUUGCCAUUUUCUUCAUGUCAUAAAAACCAGGAGUAUGACCCAUUAAUUCAUACAUCAAGUAAAUAUGGCCAAAUGACUUAUGGAAUUAAACAUUUCCGAGAAGAACAUCAUGAGAAAUGGGUAGCAAACAAGAACUUCGAAACAGUGUUACCGUCCAUUGAUCUCUUUGAUAAGUUUGGACAAACAUAUUCCAAAGCUGGGCAAAUAGUGUAAACAUCUAUCUAUACUGUAUCUAUUCUAUCCAGUAUAAAAACUUCUGAUAAGCUAUAAAACUAGCAAUAAAGAUCUUUGAGAAAAUGCAAAGCACAAUGUUGAUUAACUUUCCUCCAAGGAAUGUAAAUGUUUUCCAUAAAAUGUUGUAUGCUACACCUAUAAUUAAGUAGUAUUACACUACUUGAUCUUUUAGAAAUGCAGGUUUUUUUAUUAAAAAUCUUUAUAGUUCUGGCAAAUGUAAUGAAUUAGGAAAUCUGUCUGACUCUUAUAACUCUUUUAUAAAAUCCUUCAUUUAUUAUAUAUAUAUAUAUAUAGAGAGAGAGAGAGAGUAAUGAAUGGAAAAAUCAUGGAUAAGAUCCAGCAACUGUGUUUAUUAGAAUUAUGUACAUGUGUUAACUACAGUAUAAACAUUAUUUUCUCUGAAACAUGUAAACCUUGAAAUCUAACUCAUGGAAGAAUCUACAAAUGUUGAAAUUUUCUCCUUUGGGGCCUGAACAAGAUCUUUUACAAUCAAUGGCUCCCAGGGGAGCUGGAUUGGGCCAUUUAUACAGAUAUUUCUGCUUUAAAUCCUUCAACUUUUCUGUGCUUGUUAUAACUCUGCAGAGUUAAGAAAGAAAAACUGCAAUUCUGUAACACUUUCACAUAUUAGCUUGUAGGCAAAUCCAUUUAUACAUAUUUACAGUAUUCCAUGUAUUGCAUUUUACUCCUGGUCCAAAAAACCUCUUGUGAUAAGAAGACUGGCACAUGGGAGGAUAUGUUGCAAAACAACCACAUUAUAGAUGGUUAUGGAUGAACACAUUUUUGAUCACACAAAAUUCAUUCAGGUCAUCAUAUCCCACAUACAUUUUCACUAGAGCGUGCCCCUGCAAAGUUCUGAGCACCCUUGGUUCCCAUUAACUGCAAUGCGAAUCGAGAGUGCUCAAUCACCUCCUGGGAGGAGGAGUUCAAUACCUUGCAGGACUGGGCUAUAAUUUAUUUCUUCAAAUAAUGCCAGUGGAUUCUGUUUUCAUAGCACUUUGCUGUCUGAAUGCUUGGAGAGAUACUGUAUUUUUCUCCUCGUGUAAUCUGGAAUAUUUACUUCUCAACUGAAAAAAAACUUUUUUUAUGGAUGAUUUUUUAUAAUGUGGGCCUACUGUCUUCUCCAAAUGAGCAUGCAACUCCCAUUGUCUGGUGUUAUGCACACGAAGGGGUGUCUCUAUACUAGGAAUUGAACCAUUGCUGACAGAGGUUUGCAGCACCAAGUCUACCUGAACCAGUAUUGAAAAUAGUUUAUGUACUAGUAUAGACAGGGCCAAAAUAUUUUCAAUCCCAUUUCAGAAAGUCUGAGACUUGCGGGAACCAGAGGACAGGAGAAUCCUCAGAGAUGGGAGGAAAAACAUAUGCCACAUUUUAUAAAUGACAGUGGUACAAAACAAAGAGGUCAGCAUUUGAGACAAGAAAGAAGGACUGUAUUUUUGUUCUUUUGCACUUUUUAAUUU